This is a messenger RNA of Symbiodinium sp. CCMP2592, 1446 nucleotides long. The record is from the annotation of a GenBank genome assembly. NCBI's taxonomy places the organism in Eukaryota, Dinophyceae, Suessiales, Symbiodiniaceae.
AUGCGGGGUCCCAGGUGCGUGGUCUCAGUCGAAGAAGGCGGAGGCAGGGACGAGGCCGGAGCACUUAUCCUCACCCAAUAUGGGGUCCCAGGUGCGUGGUCUCAGCCCGAAGAAGGCGACGAGGCCGGAGCGCUUUUCCUCAAUCAAAAGGUUCCAGGCGCGUGCUCGGAGGCGGGAGCGCUUAUCCUCAACCAAUAUGGGGUCCCAGGUGCGUGCUCUCGCGGACCAGGCCGGCGCAAUAUGGGGUUCCAGGCGCGUGGUCUCAUCCCGAAGAAGGCGGAGGCGGGGACGAGGCCGGAGCUGGGGUGCUUGAAGCCAGAAGAAGGCGAGCUUCAAGAGGAGGCGACAACAAGCUCGAAGGACUUACUCUCAGAAUACGUUCUCGGCGCGUGGUCUCAACCUGAAGAAGACAGAGGCGGCGACAAGGCCGGAGUGCCUAUCCUCAAUCAAUAUGGGGUCCCAGGUGCGCGGUCUCAACUUGAAGAGGAUGGAGGCGGGAACCAGGCGUGGAAGCUCAAGAUGAAGAAGGGCAAGGACAAGGUGCGUAUCCUCAAGACCGCCAUGGUAACCUGCGAGCCGCAUGACGCAGGCAAGCUGAACCAAAUCCCGUGCGUGGUCUCAGUCGAAGAAGGCGGAGGCAGGGACGAGGCCGGAGCAUUUAUCCUCACCCAAUAUGGGGUCCCAGGUGCGUGGUCUCAGCCCGAAGAAGGCGACGAGGCCGGAGCGCUUAUCCUCAACCAAUAUGUUCCAGGCGCGUGCUCGGAGGCGGGAGCGCUUAUCCUCAACCAAUAUGGGGUCCCAGGUGCGUGCUCUCGCGGACCAGGCCGGCGCAAUAUGGGGUUCCAGGCGCGUGGUCUCAGCCCGAAGAAGGCGGAGGCGGGGACGAGGCCGGAGCUGGGGUCCCAGGUGCGUGCUCGGCAGGGACGAGGCCGGAGCGCUUAUCCUCAACCAAUAUGGGGUCCCAGGUGCGAAAGCGGAGGCGGGGACGAGGCCGGAGCGCUUAUCCUCGACCAACGUGGAGUCCCAGGUACGCGAUCUCGGCCCGAAGAAGGUGAAGGUGGGGACGAGGGCGGAGCACUUAUCCUCAACCGAUAUGGGCUCCUAGGUGCGUGCCCUACCGCAGCGUGCAUCAGUGCCAGGUGCUUGAAGCCAGAAGAAGGCGAGCUUCAAGAGGAGGCGACAACAAGCUCGAAGGACUUACUCUCAGAAUACGUUCUCGGCGCGUGGUCUCAACCUGAAGAAGACAGAGGCGGCGACAAGGCCGGAUCGCCUAUCCUCAACUGUCAUGGGUUCCCAGGUUCGUGGUCUGGAGAGAACAGAAGCCGAGACCAGGCCGGAGUGCCUAUCCUCAAUCAAUAUGGGGUCCCAGGUGCGCGGUCUCAACUUGAAGAGGAUGGAGGCGGGAACCAGGCCGGAGCACUUCUCCUCAACCAAAACCGGGUCUGA